This is a messenger RNA of Medioppia subpectinata, 1750 nucleotides long. The record is from the annotation of a GenBank genome assembly. Lineage: Eukaryota; Metazoa; Arthropoda; Arachnida; Sarcoptiformes; Oppiidae.
UUUUGUGCGAAAAGUAGUUUUUAAUAUCAAAUUACAACUUAUGUGAAGUGAAAAACUUAUAUAUUUUCAUUACAAUCCCUUCUCAACGCUUAACGCGUUGUUUGAAUUCAGUGUUUAAAUAAUAAACAUUUUUAAUUGUGUAAACAUUUUAAAAACAAAAUUAUGUUUAUUAAAUAUUCAUUAUUAUUAGUGAUUUUAUAUUUGUCGAGCGUUUCGGUCGACUCUCAAAAUGUUCGGUCUGUCCAACAGAGCAUAUACCAAACGACAGGGAGUUAAAGGUCGUCCCCCACCGCCGCCGCCUGUCUUCGAUACACAGGUAGACAUUAGUGAUGCCGGAGCUCCGCAAAGGACUCGCCCGCCGGCACCUCGACGUCCAGUGCCGACCCCUCAAGAAGAUGAGGGACAGUUCAAUAGCGCCGAUGAGGGAGAGUCCGUUCCCGAGCCACCCAUAUAUGGAGGAGUGAUGGGAACGCCAGGCGUCGACUUUCCCGGCUAUAUGCAAAUACCCAAAACUGAUUUCACGUGCAAUGGUGUGCCGUUUGAACCGGGAAUGUACGCCGAUAUGGAGACCCAAUGCCAGGCCUAUCACAUGUGCUUCCAGGGAAGGAAAGAGAGUUUCCUGUGCGGUGUGGGAACGGUCUUCAAUCAGGCGAUUCUCGGCUGUGAUUAUUGGCAUUCAGUCGACUGCUCGCAAACGCCUAACUUCUACUCAAUUAAUGAAGAAUUAGGCAAAGCAGGCGCUGAACCCGCACCGGGAGGUCCGCCAAAGUCGGGUGUUCUGCCGGGUAUAAGACCAGCGCCGGCUCCGGCACCGGUUCCGCCUCCAAGAAAGCCUUCGUCUCCGAGUGUUCCUCGCGUUCAACCGCCGAGAAUACCGUCACAACCCGUCCAAACUCCAGGCGAUGGCGAUUACGACUACCAAACCCCUCAAGUGCCUCAACCACCGGCACGGAGACCAGCGCCCGCACCCCUACCAGUGACCCGACCCAAACUGCCCACUCCUAGUGUUACGCGACCGCAACAACCGGCGAGAAUACCGUCACAACCCGUCCAAACUCCAGAUGAUGGCGAUUAUGACUAUCAACGACCACAAAUGCCUCAACCACCGGCACGGAGACCAGCGCCCGCACCUCUACCUGUGACCCGACCCCGAGUGCCCACCCCUAGUGUUACGCGACCGCAACAACCGGCGAGAAUACCCACACAACCCGUUCAGACCAAAGAUGACGGCGACUACGAUGACUACCAGAGCCCUCAAAUUCCUCAGCAACCCAUCCCACAGCCGCCUCCGCCCCAAAAGCAACCCCCGCUACCCAAACAACCGGCCACUCGUCCGCAACCGUCUCGUUAUCAGCCGCCGACGCAAAGCAAAGUCCAGCCGUCGUUCCCAACCCGACCGGUAACGGGUCCGCGACCGCAGGUGCAACCGCCCCGUAAAACAGCGCCGCGACCCGUAACCCCACGACCGGUACAACCCAUCCAAAAACUCCCGCCGGCACCCGUCCCUCGACCUGUUCCUACGCCCCGUCCAUCGACCCAAACAAGACCGGCGCCAAUAGUGCCGCGUCCAGUAUCGCCGUCCCGACCGGUGACCAGACCUUCAGGCAAAACAUCGCCCCGACGUCCGGUCGCACCGCCACCACCGCCGCCAUCGCCGCCACGUAUUAGACCUAUUGUGCAGACCAAGGAUGAGGAACCGGAGCCUAUCCUCGAUAACGUCGACGAUAACCAACAGUCCUUUGAUUAUUAG